Lachancea mirantina is the source of this 873-nucleotide messenger RNA. The record is from the annotation of a GenBank genome assembly. Lineage: Eukaryota; Fungi; Ascomycota; Saccharomycetes; Saccharomycetales; Saccharomycetaceae.
AUGCUGAUAAGAAGGGCAACUUCAACGUUGAGUUCAUUUGCUACAAGAAUGCCAUCAAUGAAAGCUGCAUGUGUGAUUAUCGGCGAUGAAGUGCUGAACGGCAAGAUCACCGAUACCAACUCCAGAUUUUUUGCCAAAUAUUGCUACAAUUUGGGCCUCGAAUUGCAGGAAAUAAGUACCAUCGGAGAUCGUAGAGAUCAAAUCAUCUCGACGAUCCAGAGAUUGAGUACUGAAAAUGAUUUUAUUGUUACCUCAGGUGGCAUUGGAUCGACCCACGACGACAUCACUUACGAAGCCAUUGCCAGUGGGUUUGGCUUAACGUGCAAAUUGGACGUGGAAUGUCAGGAACGUAUGCGCAAAAUAUCGCAGCCGGAAAGCAAAUACCAAGGUGACGCUUUGAAAGCGUUUUAUCGGAUGGCGACACUUCCAGAAGGUCCGAAUGUGAACAAUUAUUAUGUCUCGAAAGAUUUGUGGGUUCCUAUCGUAUCGAUCUCUAAAAAGGUUUACAUACUGCCAGGGAUUCCGCAACUUUACGAAAAACUCCUCACGGAUUUCGCCCCAACUGUCAAGCAAAUUUAUGGUCUCGGUGAAGAGCGUUCACAAUAUUACAGAAGAUUUUUCGUCAAGACCCGGCAAUCAGAAAGCCAAACAGCCUCUUACCUACGUGACCUGCAAAGCCGUUGUAACGACGUUUCAAGCGACAUCAAGAUUGGAUCGUAUCCACAUUUUGGUACGGGGUUUAGCACCGUCAGUAUUUUAGGUUUGGCAGAGCAUGAAUUGUUUUUGAAAGAGGUGGUGAAAGAAGUUUGCCAGAAAAUCGACGGUACGCCAAUCACGGCGGAAAUGGAACAGAAAUAUUCAGAUGCAAGGUAA